Messenger RNA from Rattus norvegicus (Norway rat), 5008 nucleotides. It is a transcript of the gene Bbs4, whose product is annotated as Bardet-Biedl syndrome 4. Gene Ontology annotation, biological process: microtubule cytoskeleton organization; sensory perception; fat cell differentiation. The record is from RefSeq and is a predicted model, not a curated record. NCBI's taxonomy places the organism in Eukaryota, Metazoa, Chordata, Mammalia, Rodentia, Muridae. Gene Ontology annotation, cellular component: centrosome; motile cilium; centriolar satellite.
UUUUUUUUUUUUUUUAAGAUAUAAGGCCUCAGUCUGUGUAGCCCUGGCUGGCCCCAAAUGCACAGUGUAGAGCCGAGCAGGCUGGCCUCAAACCCAGAGAGAGAUCUGCCUGCCUCAGCCUCUGUCUCAGCAGUGCUUAUUAGAGGUGCUCAGCCACUGCCUGGCACUGGCGAGAGCUCUCAGAUGUUCAGACGCCUUUGAUUCUGUCCUCAGCACAGCAUGUUUGCAUAGCUCUGUAGACUUCGGUUUGUAGUCUGCAGCUGUUAGUCUUACGGACAGCUUUCUUCUGGCCUGAUUCUAGCUGUGACUACCCGGUCAUUCCCAGAGCUUGAGAGGUGGGCUGGGACCUUUGGAGGUGGAGAGCCUCAGCAGCGGAUGUCUUCUUAUGUGCUUUGCUAAUUUUCCCUGUCUGCUUGGCAGUUGGCCAGCCGGCUCUAUUGCCUUUCUUUGGGCUAUGAAAACUUUAAGUGACUCUUUUGAUUAUUUUCCCUUCAUCAUCUUCCCCUUCUUAUUAGUGUUUAUUAAUUGGAUCAAACAGUGGGUUUCACUGUGACAUUUUCAUAGUUUGGUCAUAGUCACCUUCCUUAUCCCCCUAUUUUCAUCAUGUACUUAUGUAAAUUGGGGAUUAUGUGUAAGUAUGACACAAAAUCAGACUAAACAUUGUCUGUAUAAAUUUUCCCUGCAUGAACCCACAUCAUGGGUUUUGGCAUUCAUUUGGUCCUAGAAUUUCAGGGCUGAGACUUAGGCAUGGUUAGUUAAACGAUGCCUGCUGCAGUUCAGAAGUAUUAAUUCUUAGAAAGGAGCUCAAAGAAGCAAGGAAGAGCAAGCCCCAGAAGAACCUGUGCUGUGUCUCAUCAGCCGUAGCCUCUGAAAGGGGCUGGAAAGUACUAUUUUAAUCUGGAACCAUUCUUUUUUUUUUUUUUUUUUUUUUUUUUUUGGUUCUUUUUUUUUUCGGAGCUGGGGACCGAACCCAGGGCCUUGCGCUUCCUAGGUAAGCGCUGUACCACUGAGCUAAAUCCCCAGCCCCAAUCUGGAACCAUUCUUAACUGGGGUAGGGUUCUAUAGUAAAGGGAAAGAGAAAUGAGUCUUUGGAAGAUGUGCAGCUCUGCUGCUACACUCAUUGUCACUUCCUGUCAGACAUAGCAGCUUUGUGGCUUUUACUUGCCUCUCCUUUCUAUUAUUUUCUUCCUUCCAUCCAAGGACAUUUGCUCAGUCUUAUCUCCAAGGGUGCCAUUCUUGCUUCUAGUUGUAUGUAUUCCGAUGGCUUAGCCUUUCCCUUAAUUUCAGUACUUGUAUUCUGAUUUCAAAGUACUUUGUCUUUUCCUCUCCUCCCUCCCUCCCUCCCUCCCUUUCUCGUUUUUGUUGUUUGUUUGUUUGAGACUGGGUCUCACUAUGUAGCCCUAACUGUCCUGGAAUUCACUAUGUAGACCAGGCUGGCCUUGAACUCAGAGAGUUCUGCUUGCCUCUCUGCACUGAGAUUAAAGGUGUGCACCAACAGUUGGCUCUUCUUCUUCCCUUCCCUUUUCCCCUUGUCUUGUGCCCUCUUGUGUCUCAGUCUUAGUUCUGCUGCUUCCACAGUUACUUUUCUCUUGUGCUUCCCUUUAGUUCUUUUCUAUACUGUUGGGUGAUCGUGCAGAGACGUCCUAUGUCAGAGAGAAGUCCAUCGAUUAUAGUAGAGAGAUAACACGGUCUUUCCUUGGAGUCCUUAGGGCACUAUUUGUUAAAAGUUUAAAAACAUUUUACUGGUAGUGUGCAGGGGUGGGGAUGGGACGACCUGGGGAGCUUGUUCUCCCCCUCUACCAUGUGGUUCCUGAGAUUGGACUCAGGUCACUGGACUUGGCUACGAGUCCCUGUACCCAGUCAGGUGUCUUGCCAGCAUUAUCAUUUUUUUAAGUAUUCUCCAGUCUCACAUUUUUGCCCCCUUUGGAUGUGAAAGUUAUUAACUUUAAAAUUUUUUAUCACAUGUAUUUAUUUUGUUUAUGUGGUAUAUGUGUAUGUAUAUAUGUGAGGACAUACAUGCUAUUGUGUCUUAGGGUUUCUGUUGCUCUGAAGAGACACCAUGGCCAUGGCAACUCUUAGAAAGGAAGGCUUUUUUUUUUUUUUUUAAAGAGAUUUAUUUAUUGAAUGUAUACAAUUACACUGUUGUUGUCUUCAGACACACCAGAAGAGGUCAUUAUAUCCCAUUACAGAUGGUUGUGAGCCACCCUGUGGUUGCUGGGAAUUGAACUCAGGACCUCUGGAAGAGCAGUCAGUGCUCUUAACCACUGAGCCAUCUCUCCAGCCCCAAAGGGAAACAUUUAAUUGGAGCUGGCUUAUACUUUCAGAGGUUUAGUCUGUUACCAUUAUGGUGAGAACCAUGGCAGUGUGCAGGCAGAUAUGGCACUAGAGAAGGAGCUGAGAGUUCUACAUCUUGAUCUGCAGGCAGUGGAAGGUGACUGAGUCACAUUGGGCAUAAUAAGCAUGUGACCCUAAAGCCUGGCCUCAUAAUGACACACUUCCUCCAAUUAGGCACACCUCUUAAUAGUGCCACUCCCUAUAGGCUAAGCACUCAAACACGUAAGUCUAUGAGGCUAUUCCUUUUUAAACCACCACAUGCAAUGAGUGUGCAUACAGGUCGGAGAACAUCUUGCAAGAGUUGGUGCUCUGUGUCUGUAGGUCAUCAGGGUUGGUGCUUUUCCCACUGAGUCAUCUUACUGUCAUCAUCCCCCUUGUCUUUGUAGACAAGGUCACAUUUAGCCCAUGGUGGCCUUGAAUUAAUUGUGUAUCAGAUAAUUCCUGAUCCCUCCUCUUAAGAGCUGAGCUGAGCUGAAUCAUUAGAGGCCAAAGUAAAACUACACUUACAGUUAGAUUAGAGCUGGAAGCAGCCUAGGAAGUCCCUGGGUACAACCUGCAUCGGAGCACCGGUGAAUACAGUCAUUUACUUUCUAAUUUUUUGUCUUUCAGAAAAACUUGCAUGGAGAUCUGCCAUAACCUGGGAGUGUGCUACACUUACCUAAAGCAGUUCAGCAAGGCGCAAGACCAAUUGCACAGUGCCCUCCAGCUUAACAAGCAUGACCUGACUUACAUUAUGCUGGGGAAGAUCCAUUUACUGCAGGGAGACUUGGAUAAAGCCAUUGAGAUCUACAAGAAAGCAGUGGAGUUCUCUCCAGAAAAUACAGAACUUCUCACAACUUUAGGAUUACUCUACCUACAGCUUGGUGUUUACCAGAAGGCAUUUGAACACCUUGGGAAUGCACUGACUUACGACCCUGCCAACUACAAGGCCAUCUUGGCAGCAGGCAGCAUGAUGCAGACUCAUGGGGACUUUGAUGUUGCCCUUACCAAAUACAGAGUUGUAGCUUGUGCUAUUCCAGAAAGUCCUCCACUUUGGAAUAACAUUGGAAUGUGUUUCUUUGGCAAGAAGAAAUACGUGGCAGCUAUCAGCUGCCUAAAACGAGCCAAUUACUUGGCACCCUUCGACUGGAAGAUUCUGUACAAUCUGGGCCUUGUCCAUUUGACCAUGCAGCAGUAUGCAUCGGCAUUCCACUUUCUCAGCGCAGCCAUCAACUUCCAGCCAAAGAUGGGGGAACUCUACAUGCUCUUGGCUGUGGCUCUGACCAACCUGGAAGACAUAGAAAAUGCCAAAAGAGCUUAUGUAGAAGCUGUCCGCCUGGAUAAGUGCAACCCUUUAGUAAACCUGAACUACGCUGUGCUGCUGUACAACCAGGGUGAGAAGAAGGGUGCCUUGGCUCAGUACCAGGAGAUGGAGAAGAAGGUCCAUUUUCUCAAGGACAACAAUCCUCUGGAAUUUGAUUCUGAGAUGGUAGAGAUGGCUCAGAAGUUGGGAGCUGCCCUCCAGGUUGGAGAGGCACUGGUCUGGACCAAGCCAGUCAAAGAUCCCAAGUCAAAGCACCGGACCAAUUCAGGCAGCAAAUCUGCUACUCUCCAGCAGCCUCUGGGCUCCUUUCAAGCUCUUGGACAGGCGAUGUCUUCGGCAGCUGCACACAGGAAGAUCCCUUCAGGUGCUGUAGGAGCCCAGCUCACAAAGCCGCCAUCACUUCCACUGGAGCCAGAGCCAGAGCCCACUGUGGAGGCGAGUCCAACAGAAGCAUCAGAACAAAACAAAGAAAAAUAGCAACAAACAUGAAAAUCCAGGAUGACCCUGGAGUAGGGGGUGUCUCUUAAGUGAGACCAUAUAGAAGGUGGUCACAUGACCAAGCAGAUGGAGGCCAACACUUCCUCCCUGGGUGGGCAGUGCAGAAUAAAACAGAACCCAGGGUGUGUUGUGAUGAUCAGGAGGAGCCCAAGCAGCUCUUGGCUGGCCCCAUCAUAGGAACAAGGGAGAAGACAUGCUACAUAGACUUGAGGUCCUGCAUGUAUACUCCAAGACUCAGCAAGGCAAAUGAUGAAAGACCAUUACUCAGUGAAGGACUUUAUCUUGAUAACGGGAAAAGUACUCUACUCAGUAGGCUGUGGUGAUGAAGCUUCUUCAUUCUAACUGGACUGUGGGAAGACGUAAGUCUCCACUGGAAACAAACCUUGGAUUAAGAACCUAGUUAAAUACGGCUUCCCCAACCACCACCACCACCACCACAACCACCACCACCACCACCACCCCUUUUAGAUUAAGUUGAGAUCCAAACUGGAAUGAAUCCAGCUAUAUCUGCCCAAAGACAAUCUAAAACAAGUCCUUAUCUCCAUUCUUCAGAGAGGUCAGAGUCUAGAGCCAGAUCAUGUCAGUUUAAGUAGAGUCAAGGACUGGUCAGGAAUUGGCGCCAAGAAUUUAAAGAAAAAAGUGGGUAGGGUGACUGAGGACAUAGCUCAGUAUCAGAGCACUUGCUUAGCAUACACAAGGCCCUGGGUUUAAUCCCCAGUACUGAUGAAAAAGAACAGAGCUUUUCGAUAAGGAAUUUUAACCAAGACAAUCAAUGAUGAAUGCUGACAGAUGCUCUCAUGGCCCAUUAGCAGCCUUUGUGAAAGAUUAUGGAUCUCCAAGAGGUCACAUUAAAAUAUUUUUAAAAAAAUAAAA